Molecule: messenger RNA, 384 nt
Organism: Mytilus trossulus (common blue mussel)
Lineage: Eukaryota; Metazoa; Mollusca; Bivalvia; Mytilida; Mytilidae
Exons: 2
Coding region: 1-384 (127 amino acids)
Source: RefSeq, a predicted model, not a curated record
AUGGACGGUGUUGAAAGCAGUUUACAAGGCAAUUCUCAAAGUUUAGAUAUUCAGUUUGAGCCGUUACUUGUGGAAAAUAAUCAAGAAGAAGAUAUAAAUUCGUCAACCGAAGAGUCCGACAUUGACGAUCUUUCAAGCAAUGUCGAUCGCCUUGUAAACACAAACUGGUGUGAUUGUGGAAACUGCAAUUCCAUGACAACAGCAGAUGAAUGUGUAUGCUGUUCAGACAUAUCAGCUGUAAGCUAUUUAAUGCAACCAGAUGACUUAAACUGCAUCACAGUCUUUAUUGCCAACUGCUUAAACCGUCAUGUGUUACAAGUCAGCAUGUAUGCAUACAUGGAGCAUGUUGGUCCGUUUGACGACAAUGAACCCAUCAAUGAGUAA